UACCCGUGAUGAUCUUAUCAAUUGGGUUCAUGGAAUUGCGAUUGAAAAUGGAUAUGUUACGUUGAUCACAAAGUCAUAUUAUGGUGGGAAUGGAAGCAGAAAAGCUUAUGUCAUGUUGGGGUGCGAGAAGCAUGGUAAAUAUGUUCCUUAUAGAGACCCUGACCUUGUUGAAGGGACGAGAUCACAAAAGACAGGUUGUCCUUUUAGACUAAAAGGACGACCUAGGAAAAAUGGCAUAGAUAGAGAUUGGCGGCUAAAGGUGAUGGAAGGUAUACACAACCAUGAACCAGCUAGGUCACUACUUGGGCACAAUUUUGUUGGUCGUCUAAAACCCGGAGAGAAGGAGCAAGUGGAAAAAAUGACAAGGAGUUGGGUUCCACCGAGAAAGAUGUUGUUGACUUUGAAGGAAAACAAUCCUUCAAACUUGACUACCAUAUCUCAGAUUUAUGGUGUUUGCAAGAGGUUAAGAAAAUCCCUCCGCGGGGGAUUGACAGAAAUGCAACACUUGUUGAAGAAGUUGGACGGUGACAAGUAUGUCCACUUUGAAAGACAUGAGCCUGGAUCGGAAGUCAUUAGAGAUGUAUUUUGGGCUCAUCCAAAUGCUAUCAAAUUGUUCAACACAUUCCCGUAUGUAGUGAUUAUGGAUUGCACAUACAAGACAAACAAAUAUGCAAUUCCCUUGCUUGAGAUUGUUGGACUGACUUCCACAGAUAAGACAUACUCCAUAGCCUUUUGCUACAUUGUUAAUGAGGGCACAGAUGACUACGUUUGGGCACUGGAGUGUAUGAAGUCUCUAUUAGCUGAUCAAGCCAUGUUGCCUAAGGUGAUUGUUACUGACAGGGAUCUUGCCUUAUUGAGUGCUGCUAAGCAAAGCCUUCCUAACACUACACAUUUAUUAUGCUUGUGGCACAUCAACAAGUGUGUUUUGGCAAAGUGCAAACUCUAUGUUGGCACAGAUGAUUUUGCUGAGUUGGUUAUGAUGAAGUGGGCAGAGGUGGUGGAUGCUGCAACAGUUGAAGAAUUUGAAGUGAAAUGGAUGCAAUUGUUUAAUAUGUGCAAGGCAAAAUACAGCAACUUUACCUCCUAUUGUUCUACUACAUGGUUGGUUCACAAGGAGAAAUUCGCCAAGGCAUGGACAAAUCAUGUGAUGCACUUUGGAACAACAACAAGUAACAGGGCUGAGGGUGCACAUGCCAGUUUGAAGAAGAUGUUACGGGAUUGCAAGGGUGACCUGGCCACUUCAUGGGAUGCGUCGCAUAGUUUGACAUGUAAUCGACAUACUGAAAUAUUAGCAUCGUUUGAGCGCAGUAUUCACAGAAUUGAUCACAUUUUCAUGUUCCCAUUUUACACAAAUAUUAGAGGAUUUGUGUCAAACAAAUGCCUGCAGCUCAUCGACGUUGAACAUAUAAGAAUGAAGUCCUACGGCGGAUGCGAUUGCUUGUUGAGAGAGACUCAUGGACUACCUUGCGGUUGUGAACUUGCAGGUUAUGAAAGAAUUCCAUAUGAGUCAAUUCAUCCAUUCUGGAAGAGACUGAGUUGGGAGCAUGUACCUGAACCUGUUGCAGAUACUACCAGCAACCAUAUUUGCGGCAUGAACCAUGGAGAUAUGCAACCAGAAGUUGAGGCAUUGACACAUUAUUUCAGUUCUUUGGAUACUGGAGGGCAGAGUAUGGUAAGGAGGAAGCUUCAAGCGAUCUAUUGUCCUGAAAGCAGUUCACUUUGUACUCCUGCGGUUAAGAUAAGGUCCAAGCGCACUCUUAAGGCGAAUGAGAAAAUACCACCCAAGAAUAAAGCAAUAGGAUCCUUGACUCGUGAUCUUUCAGGUUUUGAACAUGUUGAUAGGGAGAUCAGAGAGGCAAAGAAGGUUUCACAACCACCAAAGAAGAAGAAGCGUGUGAAGAAGUCUGAUACAAGCUAUUUCAUGGGUCAUUUUCCAGCCUUUUUCCACCCAUAUAUACAAACAGUUCAGAAUGUUGAGGAUGAUGGUAACUGUGGCUAUAGAGCCGUUGCUGCAUUACUCGGACUACCAUCAGGUGAGGAAAGUUGGUUAUGGGUUAGGGCAGCGUUGAUAGAAGAACUUGAACGACACAGAGGGUUGUAUGAUGAAAUGUGGUCCAGACAUGUGGUUAAUGCCUUACAUUCCCGACUCACUCUUCCUUCUGGUGAUCCGGCUACCGAUGAUAAAUGGAUGCAACUGCCAGAGAUGGGAUACCUUGUAGCAACCAGGUUCCAAGUGGUUUUCAUAUCCAUCUCCUCUACGGGUUGUUGGUCAUACCUUCCACUAAGAGGAGAAGGUCCACCGGAUGUACAUCAUGUUAUAGCUGUUGGUCAUGUGAUAAAUCACUUUGUACAGCUCCAUCUAACUCCUGGACAUUCUAUGCCGCCAAUUGCUCUCCAGUGGGAACGGUAUGUUGAUCCUACAUCAGUAAGCUGGUGCGCCCCAUAUGGUACACGUUUAGGCAGAUUCACAUCAGAAUUCGAAGCUUGGCUUGUUACUUUUGGUGUUCCUCUUAGUCACCAAAGCUAUGUAGACAUCACCUCAGAUUGACACCACACUUUUGUGUGAUAUUCAUUUGUAAACGCUCUGUAAUAUUAAUCUGAUGGGCCUUGCCUUUAUGAUGUUCAUUUGUUGCUUUUAAUAAUAUUAAUUUGAUGGUCAUUGUUAUAUUGAUGGGCCUUAUUAUUUUGAAUCAGCAUCAGGGAUAAUUAACAUAGACAACCACUCUGUCAUCAGAGUCCUGUCAUUUUCAUCCACCCCAUCAUCAGAGUCCUGUCAUUUCCAACCACCCCAUCAUCAGAGUCCUGUCAUUUCCAACCACCCCAUCAUCAGAGUCUUGUCAUUUUCAUCCACUAAAUGACGAACUUGAAACCUGACAUUACUAUCUACCACCAACCAACCCCAACCACACUUGUAUUAUCCACCAAACACCAUAAAU
Messenger RNA from Lotus japonicus, 2936 nucleotides. RefSeq names its product PKS-NRPS hybrid synthetase cheA-like. Gene Ontology annotation, biological process: regulation of DNA-templated transcription. The coding region runs from base 113 to 2548 and encodes 811 amino acids. The record is from RefSeq and is a predicted model, not a curated record. The transcript is spliced from 4 exons. NCBI's taxonomy places the organism in Eukaryota, Viridiplantae, Streptophyta, Magnoliopsida, Fabales, Fabaceae.